AUGCAACUACAUAUAUUUCUUAUUUUAUUUUGCAUUAUUACAAUAUUUUUUAUUGAAAUAAAUAAUGGUGCAUCAAUAAAAAAUACUACGACAAGUGAACCAUCAUCUAAGAAAAAUGAAAAGAAUCCAUCAAAAGCAAAACCAUUGAUUCUUGGUGGUCAUACAUCAUGGACUACAAAGAUCAAACCAAAGCAUAAAAAAAUCUUUAAUGAUUAUAAAAACAUAAUAUUUAAAAAACUUCGUGAAAUUCAUAAAAUAUCAAAUACAUUUGAUCUUAAACCAGAUAAAUUCUCUACACAAAUUGUUGGUGGUAUUAAUUAUCUUUAUUUAAUAAAAUUACCAAUAAAUAAAUAUGCAUUUGUAUCUAUUCAUCAUCGUAUAUGGAGAAAAGAUCAUUAUGGAAAAGAAGAAAAUGUUCAUAUACGACCACAAACUUAUGAAUUAAAUGAUAAAAAUAUUUAA
This is a messenger RNA of Rotaria sp. Silwood1, 462 nucleotides long. Lineage: Eukaryota; Metazoa; Rotifera; Eurotatoria; Philodinida; Philodinidae. The record is from the annotation of a GenBank genome assembly.